GCAGCCUCUGAAGCGGGGCUGGGAGCGGGGGGCGCCGAGUUUGACUAGUUUUAGGGGGGCCGUCCCCCGCCGGCCGCCGUGCCCAGGGCAGCGGCGUCUCUGGGUGACGAGCGCGUCUCGGAGGCUUCACCGCCGCGUCCGGGCGGUGCUGCGAGGAAAGUUGGAGGCCGAGGGGCGACGGGCGGCUGAGGGGAGGCGGGCGCGGCCAUGGAGCCCCGCAGCGCCGAGUACUUCUGCGCCCAAGUGCUGCAGAAGGACGUGAGCGGCCGGCUGCAGGCGGGCGAGGAGUUGCUGCUCUUCCUCGGCGCGCCCGGCGCCAUCCCGGACCUGGAGGACGACCCAAGUCGCCUGGCCAAGACCGUGGACGCGCUCACCGGCUGGGUGGGCUCGAGCAACUACCGGGUAUCAUUAUUAGGAUUGGAGAUUUUAAGUGCCUUUGUGGAUAGAUUGUCAACACGAUUUAAAUCUUAUGUAGCAAUGGUUACCACAGCUUUAAUAGACAGAAUGGGAGACACCAAAGACAGAGUUCGAGACGAAGCUCAGAACCUGACACUGAAGCUGAUGGAUGAGGUGGCACCACCUAUGUACAUCUGGGAGCAGCUGGCCUCUGGUUUCAAGCACAAGAACUUCCGAUCUCGAGAGGGCGUGUGUCUGUGUCUUAUUGAGACCUUGAACAUCUUUGGAGCUCAACCAUUGGUCAUCAGCAAGUUGGUGCCACAUUUGUGUAUCUUAUUUGGAGAUUCUAAUAGUCAGGUGAGAAAUGCUGCAAUAUCGGCUGUAGUGGAGAUUUAUAGACAUGUAGGAGAGAAGCUGAGAUCUGAUCUGUGUAAGAGAGACAUUCCCCCUGCUAGAUUAGAAAUGAUACUUGCCAAAUUUGAUGAAGUACAAAAUUCGGGCGGUAUGAUUUUGAGUGUCUGCAAAGAUAAAAGCUUUGAUGAUGAGGAAUCAGUGGAUGGAAAUAGACCAUCAUCAGCUGCUUCAGCCUUCAAGGUUCCUGCACCUAAAACAUCUGGAAAUCCAGUCAACAGUGGGAGAAAGCCUGGUUCAGCAGGUGGCCCUAAGGUUGGAGGUGCUUCUAAAGAAGGAGGGGCUGGAGCAGUUGAUGAGGAUGACUUUAUCAAAGCUUUUACAGAUGUUCCUUCUGUUCAGAUCUAUUCUAGUCGAGAACUUGAAGAAACGUUAAAUAAGAUCAGGGAAAUUUUGUCAGAUGACAAACAUGACUGGGACCAACGUGCCAAUGCACUUAAGAAAAUCAGAUCACUGCUUGUUGCUGGAGCUGCACAAUAUGAUUGCUUUUUCCAGCAUUUACGUUUGUUGGAUGGAGCGCUUAAGCUGUCUGCUAAGGAUCUCAGAUCCCAGGUGGUCAGGGAAGCUUGCAUCACUGUUGCCCACCUUUCAACGGUUUUGGGAAAUAAGUUCGAUCACGGCGCUGAAGCUAUUGUACCUACACUUUUUAAUCUUGUCCCCAAUAGUGCAAAAGUCAUGGCGACUUCUGGAUGUGCAGCAAUCAGAUUUAUUAUUCGGCAUACCCAUGUACCCAGACUUAUACCGUUAAUAACAAGCAACUGUACAUCAAAAUCAGUGCCUGUGAGGAGGCGUUCAUUUGAAUUUUUAGAUCUGUUGCUGCAGGAGUGGCAGACUCACUCACUGGAAAGACAUGCAGCUGUCUUGGUUGAAACUAUUAAGAAAGGAAUUCAUGAUGCUGAUGCUGAGGCCAGAGUGGAGGCAAGAAAAACAUACAUGGGUCUCAGGAACCACUUUCCUGGUGAAGCUGAAACGUUGUAUAAUUCCCUUGAGCCGUCAUAUCAGAAAAGUCUUCAGACUUACUUGAAGAGUUCUGGCAGUGUAGCGUCUCUUCCGCAGUCAGACAGGUCCUCAUCCAGCUCACAGGAAAGUCUCAAUCGUCCUUUUUCUUCUAAAUGGUCUACAGCGAACCCAUCAACUGUUGCUGGAAGAGUGUCAGUGGGAGGCAGCAAAACCAGCUCCCUUCCAGGAAGCCUGCAGCGUUCUCGAAGUGACAUCGAUGUGAAUGCUGCAGCUGGUGCCAAAGCGCAUCAUGCCGCUGGACAGGCUGUGCGAAGUGGGCGGUUAGGGGCAGGUGCCCUGAAUCCAGGUUCCUAUGCAUCGCUUGGUCGGGUGAGAGCUAAGCUUUCUACACCACUUGCUGCUGUGGGGAAUGCCAAGACCGAUUCUAGAGGAAGAAGCCGGACAAAAAUGGUGUCUCAGUCUCAGCCUGGAAGCCGAUCCGGGUCUCCAGGAAGAGUUCUAACCACAACAGCCCUCUCUACUGUGAGCUCUGGUGCUCAACGGGUCCUGGUCAAUUCGGCUUCAGCCCAGAAGAGAAGCAAGAUCCCAAGGAGCCAGGGCUGCAGCAGAGAGGCCAGCCCAUCUAGGCUUUCAGUAGCCCGGAGCAGUCGGAUUCCUCGCCCGAGUGUGAGUCAAGGCUGUAGCCGGGAAGCUAGUCGAGAGAGCAGCAGGGACACAAGCCCAGUCCGCUCUUUCCAGCCCCUAGGUCCGGGAUAUGGGAUCAGCCAGUCAAGCCGAUUGUCAUCCUCCGUUAGUGCCAUGCGAGUCCUGAACACAGGCUCCGACGUGGAGGAAGCAGUAGCUGAUGCCUUGAAAAAACCCGCUCGAAGAAGAUAUGAGUCAUACGGAAUGCACUCAGAUGAUGAUGCCAACAGCGAUGCUUCGAGCGCAUGUUCAGAACGCUCCUAUAGCUCUCGAAAUGGUAGUAUUCCUACCUACAUGAGACAGACAGAAGAUGUGGCAGAAGUCCUCAACAGAUGUGCUAGUUCCAAUUGGUCAGAAAGGAAAGAAGGCCUCCUGGGUCUGCAGAACUUGUUAAAAAACCAGAGAACACUAAGUCGAGUUGAAUUGAAAAGAUUAUGUGAAAUUUUCACGAGAAUGUUUGCUGAUCCUCACGGCAAGAGAGUGUUCAGCAUGUUUCUGGAAACUCUGGUAGAUUUCAUACAAGUCCACAAGGAUGAUCUUCAAGAUUGGUUGUUUGUGCUGCUGACACAGCUGCUGAAAAAAAUGGGUGCUGAUUUGCUUGGUUCUGUUCAGGCGAAAGUUCAGAAAGCCCUUGAUGUUACAAGAGAAUCAUUUCCAAAUGAUCUUCAAUUUAAUAUCCUAAUGCGAUUUACAGUUGACCAGACCCAAACACCAAGCUUGAAGGUGAAGGUCGCUAUCCUUAAGUACAUAGAAACUCUGGCCAAGCAGAUGGAUCCAGGGGAUUUUAUAAAUUCCAGUGAAACUCGCCUGGCAGUGUCCCGGGUCAUCACUUGGACGACAGAGCCCAAAAGCUCUGAUGUUCGAAAGGCAGCACAGUCAGUGCUGAUUUCUUUAUUUGAACUCAAUACCCCAGAGUUUACAAUGUUACUAGGAGCUUUACCAAAAACUUUCCAAGAUGGUGCUACUAAACUUCUUCAUAAUCACCUUCGAAACACUGGCAAUGGGACCCAGAGUUCCAUGGGGAGUCCUUUGACAAGACCUACACCUCGAUCCCCAGCCAACUGGUCCAGUCCUCUUACUUCUCCUACUAACACAUCACAGAAUACAUUAUCUCCAAGCGCGUUUGAUUACGACACAGAAAACAUGAAUUCUGAGGACAUUUACAGCUCCCUUAGAGGUGUCACUGAGGCAAUCCAGAAUUUCAGCUUCAGAAGCCAAGAAGACAUGAGUGAACCACUCAAGAGGGAGCCUAAAAAAGAGGAUGCUGACACAGUGGUGCCUCAAGUAAUGCCAAGAGCAGUGUUUGACUUGGACUGCAGGAAGGAUGCGUGUAGAGUUCCCGUCAGCCAGCAUGGCAUACAGUUGCUCGAUAGAUGUGGUAUUUCUGGUGAUAAUAAUUUUGAGAUAUGUGGCCCUGGGAUGUCAGAUCCACGAGCAGGAGGUGAUGCCACUGACUCCAGCCAGACAGCUCUUGAUAAUAAAGCAUCUUUGCUCCAUUCAGCACCACUUCACUCCUCUUCACGUUCCCGUGAUUAUAAUCCAUAUAACUAUUCAGAUAGCAUCAGUCCCUUCAACAAGUCUGCCCUCAAGGAGGCCAUGUUUGAUGAUGAUGCUGACCAGUUUCCUGACGAUCUUUCCUUAGACCAUUCUGACCUAGUUGCAGAGCUGUUGAAGGAGCUGUCUAACCAUAAUGAACGUAUAGAAGAAAGAAAAUUUGCCCUGUAUGAACUCAUGAAGCUAACCCAGGAAGAAUCUUUCAGUGUUUGGGAUGAACACUUCAAAACAAUAUUAUUGUUAUUGCUUGAGACUCUUGGGGAUAAAGAGCCUACAAUCAGGGCUUUGGCAUUAAAAGUUUUAAAAGAAAUCUUAAGGCAUCAACCUGCAAGAUUCAAAAACUAUGCAGAGCUGACUGUCAUGAAAACGUUGGAAGCCCAUAAAGAUCCUCAUAAAGAGGUGGUGAGGUCUGCUGAGGAAGCUGCCUCCGUGUUGGCUACUUCCAUUAGUCCAGAGCAGUGCAUCAAAGUGCUUUGUCCAAUUAUACAAACUGCUGACUACCCAAUUAAUCUGGCUGCAAUAAAAAUGCAAACAAAGGUGAUAGAGAGAGUAUCCAAGGAAACUCUUAACAUGCUCUUACCAGAGAUCAUGCCAGGUCUAAUACAGGGUUAUGAUAAUUCAGAAAGCAGCGUCCGGAAAGCUUGUGUCUUCUGCCUGGUAGCUGUUCAUGCGGUCAUUGGUGAUGAAUUAAAGCCACAUCUCAGUCAACUCACUGGCAGUAAAAUGAAGCUGCUGAACCUUUACAUCAAACGUGCACAGACGGGCUCUGCAGGAGCUGACCCUACUACUGAUGUUUCUGGACAAAGUUAGUGCUGCAGAUGGAGCCUCCCAGGUCUCUGAAAAGGCAACUGCCCGCCCUCCUCAAGGAAAGGAAAUUCUCAAGUACAGCUUUGGGGACUAAGCUACCCUUUCCCAGUUCUAGCUUUUUGUUUUGUUCCGUUUUGUAUUUUCUGUAACAGAGGGUGUCCUCAGUCUGCAUGUGACUUUAUGAUAGUUAUUCCAAAUUCAGGAAGAGCAGUAUUAACAUCAGUUGAUCACUACAAAGUAAUUUUUUAAUCUAAUUCACCAUUUCACAUGUUUGUACUUUGUCUUCCCAUUAACCUUUGCCAGUGUUAUGAUUGUAUAAAUUUUUUUAAAUGCUGGUUAAACAGGAAUGCUUCAGGCUUUAAAAGUUUAACAGUCUAAACUUUUCAUUUUGCCUUUGUUCAACUGCAGAAGAAUAUUUUUAUUGCUACUUUGAGUUUUGUUCCGUAUCAUGUCCUAUGCUAGAAAUAUUGACAAUGAUGUGAGACAAAGCAGGGCUACUUGGAACUCCAGCCAGACUCCAUUGAUGUGGCGGUGGUACGUGUCAUUAGCUGCGACUUCUUUGGGAUGACCUCAAAGAGAAAUGUCCUAGAAUCAGCCAGUUCUGUAAGACUGAUAGUGUCUUUGGUUCUUGAUCUUACCACCUUUGUUCAAAGCCGUGCCCCUUCUCUGACCCCGAAAGAAAACUGCACCAAAUCACCUGCCUGGGUUUCCAUGGGAAUUAUUAAAAUGGAAGGUUUUGUUGCAGAACUUUUUGGUUUAUCUUUGUUGUGAAUGAUGCUUUUUGUUGUAUUUAUUAAUAUCAAACUCACUUAUGAAUAGACUUGAUAAUGGAAACAGAUGAGAAAAAUCAAGUGCAUGUGUGUCUUUGACUGUCUUCUGUUUCUUAGUUGAUAAACUAAUUAUUGCCAUGGGAGUCAACUAGCACCUUUUUUGUUGAAUGAUGGAACCUGGUUUCCUUUGACCAUGAAAUUGUCUUAUGAAAACACUGAUCCUGAUGAGAGAGAAGAUGGUGCCGAGGCUCUUGUCCAAUGGGCUCACACUUUCUACCUCCUCAGGGCUGACACUUUAACUGACCCGCUGCCUGUAGUGUCUUGGAAAACUACUUUAAGGUGAUGUUUUGUUACCUUCUAACAUUUUUUUUAAAAUCACUUCUGCUAAAGCUAUUAUUUUUAUGUGCAGCCAGCUUUUAAAUAUUACCAGUUUGGGUAAAAUACCAAAUGAGGUAAUUUGGAACCAGGAUACUAUUAAUUUCUCAUUUUGACCUUUUUUUGUUUUGUUUUGUCUUUUGUUUUUUCUAAUCCUCACAUAAGGUGAAUUUGACUGGAAAGCAAAUGACUGUUAGGGAAGCAGUUUGCUAUUGUUACAGAGUUAUCUAUACUUUGUUCAGCUGAAAAAAAUUGUAGAAAUGUAUGUAAAGAACUUAAGCCAAGAGAACUGGACGGACGAUUGGUUGUAGACUUUUCCCUUCCUUUGUUUUUGUUCUGUUCUAGCAGCAAGGAAAAGAUAUUGCUCCAUAUCCUCCCCUACCUGUAACAGUUUUGUUUUCUGUUGUUAAUGACAUUGUGUAUUUAUAGUUCUAUGCUUACUGUUGUGCAUAUACUGGCAAUAAAACUGUACAUAACAUUACUUGAAAACCUUA
Molecule: messenger RNA, 6451 nt
Organism: Arvicola amphibius (Eurasian water vole)
Lineage: Eukaryota; Metazoa; Chordata; Mammalia; Rodentia; Cricetidae
Gene: Clasp2
Product: cytoplasmic linker associated protein 2
Exons: 38
Coding region: 208-4815 (1535 amino acids)
Biological process (GO): mitotic spindle assembly
Cellular component (GO): mitotic spindle; cytoplasmic microtubule; microtubule organizing center
Molecular function (GO): microtubule binding
Source: RefSeq, a predicted model, not a curated record